This is a messenger RNA of Limulus polyphemus (Atlantic horseshoe crab), 1967 nucleotides long. RefSeq names its product 28S ribosomal protein S31, mitochondrial-like (gene mRpS31). Gene Ontology annotation, cellular component: mitochondrial small ribosomal subunit. The coding region runs from base 27 to 1205 and encodes 392 amino acids. The transcript is spliced from 8 exons. Lineage: Eukaryota; Metazoa; Arthropoda; Merostomata; Xiphosura; Limulidae. The record is from RefSeq and is a predicted model, not a curated record. Gene Ontology annotation, molecular function: structural constituent of ribosome.
AUCAUUAGUAUCGUGUGAGUUUAGCAAUGGCUUCAAUUAGAAGGUGGAUAGGAAUUAAAAUCUCUUCAAGAAGAAUUAAUUAUUUUUCUUCAGAAGUCAAACUUGCAGCAUCAUAUUUUGGAAAUAAUAUACAAAAGAGAAAGUUUAGUGAAGAUAAAGAACAGUACUUAAAGCAGGAGGGAAAAGAAAUAUGCAAAAAUAAUCAGAACAGUAAAAAGACUGAAGAAAAUGCCCAAAAGAAGUUGUCAUCAUUGUUGGCCAGUAUGAAGGUUGAUACAUUAUCAUUAAAAAUGAAAAGCAACAUAGAUUUAAAUCUAUCCAAGCCAAAACCAAAACGAAAGAAAGGUGCAAUGAAAAGCCAUAUUGAGCAGGAAAAACUUUCAUAUGAGGAACUUGAUGAGCAGCUUGUAACUGCAGUUAAAGAUGUGGCAAACAUCCUCGGGGGAAAUUCUGAUGAGACAGAAUCAGAACUUGUUCAAAAGCUUCGAGUUCAUGUUCAGCAGACACAGAAAGCAUGUGAAGCCAAUGGAUCACAAGAUGGGGGCAGUUUAAGCAAAAUAUUUUUGGGAAUGAAGAUUGAUAGAAGUAAGCCAAAGUUGGAUCCGGGACAUUCUCUACACUCUUAUCCAGAUAGUAAAAUGGCUGUUGAGAUAUCUAGCCUAAGAACUUCAGAGAAAUCUGUUUCUUAUGAUAGCCUAUCAGUUUCAUCUGAAUUUCAAAGAAAUAUGAAACCCAAAAGCAUAACUGGCAGGGUUGACCUUUUUGCUUCAGAGCCUCUGAAUAUCUUUCUAACACCAGACAAGAAAAUCACUGAUGUGUCAAAUACUAAAAUACUGGAAAUUCUACAAAAGCAAGAACUUAAGAUGCUAGUUACACAGCCACCCAGAAAUGGAUUUGAAGAAAUGAUUCAGCUGACAGAGCAGGGCAAGUUAUGGACUUUCCCCAUAAAUAAUGAAGCUGGCCAUUUCAUAGGUUUGGAAGAAGAAGCAAACAUAGAAUUCCAUCAACACAUUUUCCUCGAACAUCUAUUGGAAGUAUUUCCUAAACAAGGACCAAUACGACAUUUCAUGGAGUUGGUCACUACAGGCCUUUCACAAAAUCCUUACUUGACUGUAGAAAGGAAAAAGGACCACAUAGAAUGGUUUAGAAGAUACUUUAAAGAAAAAGAACAAAUUCUUGAAGAUUCUGGAGCUCUUUCUGAGUAAUGUCAUGUUCAUGUAGCAAUAUCAAAUCAGUUCCAUCUAAUGCUAGUGAAAGUUUAAGCUAUAAAAUAGGUAACUGUAUGAAUUAGUGGAAACAAGGGCUGAUAACCUCAAAAUCACAGUGUUUGUAAUUAGACAAUUGAUGUUCUUCUGGUUGUUUUUAAUUGCUUAAUAUUUUAUUAAAUAUUUCAUCUUAAACAUUGUAUUACACAGUUAAAAAUAUCAACAAACUAUGUAGUGUUCAAUAUUGAUUUCAAGCAAGAGAAUAAUAAUUUUUUAUAUUAGUAUUUUAAUUACAAUUUUAAAAAAUUGGCUAAUGCCAUGAUAUCUUUUGAUAAUAGUGUGCUAUCAUGGUAGAAUUACAAUUAAAACAUUUUUGGGCUUUCAAAAAUGCUAUAAUUUAAACAAUAAAAUGUUUCUUCUGUUUGAAACUGAAGAUGAGUAUUUUGAAAGCAAGUUAAAAAAAUAUUUAAAGUAAAUUUUUCUCAGUGUUUUGUUUAUGAAUCAGCACAUUUAAACCUUUUAAAAGUUUAUCAUGGAAGCCAGAUAUAACAUUCAACAAAAUCUCAUUUUUGUUAAAGACAAGAGAAAGAAACUAGAAACCUGAAUGUCAAGAGUCAGAGGAAUUUUCAACACCUGGUGAUACUAAAGUGUGAAAUUUAAAUACCUUUGUCAGACUUUAGAGUAGGUGAAGAACAAUCCUAAAGUAUUUUAGCUUUCUAACAUGUAAAGUAACAAAUUGAAAGAAUAAAAAAAUUUCAACUA